This is a messenger RNA of Monomorium pharaonis (pharaoh ant), 5921 nucleotides long. It is a transcript of the gene ninaC, whose product is annotated as neither inactivation nor afterpotential protein C. The record is from RefSeq and is a predicted model, not a curated record. Gene Ontology annotation, cellular component: myosin complex. NCBI's taxonomy places the organism in Eukaryota, Metazoa, Arthropoda, Insecta, Hymenoptera, Formicidae. The coding region runs from base 714 to 5426 and encodes 1570 amino acids. The transcript has 24 exons. Gene Ontology annotation, biological process: protein phosphorylation. Gene Ontology annotation, molecular function: protein tyrosine kinase activity; protein binding; ATP binding.
AUAACAAAAAUGUACUCGUUAUUCUUUUAUUUUCCUAAGUGCAUAAAUAAGUAAAAAAGUUGUAAUUUUAGAGCAUUAUUCUAACUUGACAAUCAACCUAGUAUCCAAACAUUAAACAGAUUUUUCUUUUCACGUGAAUAUUCUAUGAGUAAGGAUUAAGAUGUCUGCAAAAGAUAAGCGAAAGCGCUGAAAGGAAUCAUUGCACGCGGUGAACUUAUUAUUAAGUGUCUCGAACCGGAAUGAGCAAUUUGAAAAGUCUGAAAGAAAGAUGAGAACGAGAGAAAGACCAAAAGAUUAUCCGUGCAAUCCCGACGAUUCUCGAUAGGACUUAGAACGAUCCUUAUAACGUCGAAUGAAAAGAUAAAUGAACUUCUAGGGAAGGAAGAUGAAAUAGUGAAACGAUUGGACGGCAGUCUAGCGAGUGAAAUCAAUGAGCUAAUAGGCUUGCUUGGAGUUAAACAGCUAAUCAAGUCGGUAUUAUUGGAUCAUGGAAGCCAAGCAUCGCGUUCGCAUCCCUCGCACAUUGCAAACGUCACCCCACACAAAUGCGUCGUAGCACACUUAGUCGUGACUGGCACUGCAAGGGUUGAACGCCGCGGGGCCUGCACGACCUGUGUUUUAAUUAGAGGCGAAUUCCGUCGCGCGGGACAACUCGAGAGAACGGCGUCUCUUACGUAAUAUAUUUCAGGCGGUAAACGCUAUUUAUCUGCAAAAUGAAUGAUUUCGAUUAUGGAAACCAGCGAGAAAGUAACGAUUGGCAUGUCCAAAAUGAACAAAGAGAAAUGAAAAAUCGGGGUAAGACUGAGAACACAGGAUCUGUAACUCUUAAACGAUUGGACAGCAUUCAGGAUCCAGGAAAAAGAUACGCACUGAAGGAUUACAUUGGUAGCGGUGUAUACGGCAAUGUUUACGAAGGAAUUGAUCAGCAAGCUGGAAAUAAGAAGGUUGCCAUUAAAAUUCAAACUCUCACGCCGGAAACGCAAUCCCUGAUUGUGGAAGAAUAUCGUAUUCUUCGUGAUUUCGCCGGUCACCCAAAUCUACCAGAUUUCUACGGGGUAUAUCGCAAACGAUCGGCGAAGAAAUCUGAUUACGAUGAAAUGUGGUUCAUCAUGGAGCUCUGCGAAGGUGGAACAGUCAUGGAUCUCAUUCAUGGCAUAAUUGCAAGCGACAAAAGAAUACAGGAAGAACAUAUUGCCUUCAUCUUAAGAGAAGUGAUCAAAGCCCUGAUCCACUUGCAUGAACACAACAUAAUUCACAGAGACAUCCGCGGCAACAAUAUUGUUCUAACGAAGGAAGGCGAAGUGAAACUAGUGGACUUUGGACUGUCGAGAACAAUGAAGGACGAACUCGAGAAAAGACACAGCUACAUAGGCUCGCCGUCCUGGAUGGCGCCGGAAAUGAUCGGCAGCAAGGAUAGCGAAGCCGACAAUGGAUACGACAGCCGGGUCGACGUAUGGGCGAUCGGCAUCACGGCGAUAGAGCUGGCCGAUGGCAAAGCGCCGUUCGAGGACAUGCAUCCGACUCGUGCGCUCUUCCAGAUCGUUCGGAAUCCACCCCCGACUCUUUACCGACCCGCCAACUGGUCGAAGAAUUUCAAUGACUUCAUUUCGGAAUGCCUCGAAAAGAAUCCCGAGAACAGACCGUACAUGAUGGAGAUCAUCGAGCAUCCCUUUCUGUCGGAGCUACCUGAAAACGAUUAUACCUUGACGCAAGAGAUCAAAACGCUAGCAAUGGAUCUGUCGGAAAAGGGCAGAAAACAUAGAAAAGCCGAAUCAGUAGUUCGUAAAGGUUUUCUAAAGACUCGUCAGGAAGAAUCAGCGAAGCAAAUGUUCAUGGAGGAUUUAGCGGCACUAGAUGACUUGACUGAGGACGUGAUCCUGGACGAACUUUGGGAGAGAUUAAGACGCGGUGAAUAUCACACGUUUAUCGGCGACAUCUUACUGAUACUCAACCCGAACGAAGAGCACGAUAUUUACAAUUUUCACCAUCACGCAAAGUAUCAAUGUAAAUCGCGAUCGGAUAAUGCCCCUCAUAUCUAUUCCGUGGCGGAUAGCGCGUUUCAAGAUGUUAUGCUAAACGAAGAAUCUCAGCACAUUUUGUUGGCCGGUGAAAGUAAUUCCGGAAAAACGACAAAUAUGCUGCAUCUAGUGGAGCAUCUUAUGUUCCUCGGAAAAGGUCUGCACGAUACCGGAGUGAAAGUGCUAAAAGCUAUAAAAAUUAUUCAUGCUUUUACAAACGCGGCGACACCGCUAAAUGCUAAUUCCACCAGAUGUAUAUUGCAAACACAGACGACUUUCGGGUCAACCGGCAAAGUAUCGGGUGCAAUAUUCUGGCUAUAUCAGUUGGAAAAAUGGCGCGUUUCAACUCGCGACAGAAAUCAAUCAAACUUCCAUAUUUUUUAUUAUUUUUAUGAUGGUUUUGAAGCAUCAGAAAAUUUAAAAACAUUUUUCCUACCAAGCGGGAGAAAACUUCGAUAUCUCAGAAUAACCGACAAAAGUACUGAAAAGAAACGAGCGUUCAAAGUGAGAAACGAUCCGCAAAACAACGCGAUUAAACUCAAAGAACUUAGGGAAUGUUUCAAGUUUAUGGAUAUGGAGGAGCAUUGUGAAAUUAUUUGGAAAAUUCUCGCAGCUGUACUGAUACUCGGAGAGGUUCGGUUCGUUGAAGGCAAUAACGGGGAAGCCGAGUUGUAUAAUGACGAAAUUGCUAACAAAGUGGCGGAACUUCUCGGUUUAGACGCGAAGAAAUUUACUUGGGCUCUCAUUAAUUACUGCUUGAUCGUGAAGGGAUCAGCGACACGUAGGAAACAUACUUGCGAAGAAGCGAAAGAGGCACGGGAUGUCUUGGCAAACACUCUUUACCAGCGUUUAGUAGACUGGAUAAUUAAUAUGAUCAAUUAUAAGCUUUCAAUGACACGUGGUCUUUAUGGUGAUAAAUAUUCUAUCAGCAUUUUUGAUCACUUUGGACUUGAAUGUUUCUCAGCAAACAGGCUGGAACAAUUACUAGUGAAUACAAUAAAUGAGCAAAUGCAAUAUUAUUAUAAUCAAAGAGUAUUCGGCUGGGAAAUGCAAGAACAAGAAGAGGAUGAUAUACCUGUGCAACGAUUACGCUUUUAUGAUAAUAAGGAAGCGAUUGAUCAACUAAUGAGCAAAGAAGAUGGCCUCUUUCAUAUCAUUGACGACGCUUCGCGACAAAUGCAAGACGCUCAGUAUAUUCUCGAGAGGAUUAAAGAACAUAAACGUGGCAUUUAUGUGAAACCGGUGAGUUCACACGAAUUCACGGUCGCACAUUAUACCGGUAAGCUGAUAUACGACGCCAGCGAAAUUGCUACGAAAAAUCGAGACUUUGUGCCGCCGGAGAUGAUCGGCACGAUGAGAUUUUCAUCGCACGAUACAGUCAAACAGAUGUUCAUCAACAAGCUAACCAAAUCAGGAAAUCUGACGAUCGUUCGGGAAGAUUGUUGUCUCGCGGCGAAGGAAACGACGAAAAAAAAGUGGAGUGCUCUCAUGCAGGAAUCUUCUACGUUUCGAAAAUAUAACACUGCGUCCAGAGGACAAUACUCGCAGUCACGCAAGAUGCGAACGUGCUCGUCGACAUUCAAAGCGACGAGUCUCGAAAUUUUGAAAAAUCUCGCGACAGGCACGGGAAAUAGCGGCACGCAUUUUGUUAGGUGCAUACGCUCCGACCUCGAGGAUGUUCCUCGCAGCUUUUACCGGGAAGUCGUCAGACAGCAAAUCAGAGCGCUAGCAGUUCUUGAUACAGCGAAAGCCAGACGACUCGGGUACCCGUAUAGAAUACCCUUCCAAGAAUUUCUUCGAAGAUACAAGUUUCUAGCCUUCGAUUUUGACGAGACAGUAGAGAUGACGAAAGAUAAUUGCAGACUACUUUUAAUCAGAUUAAAAAUGGAAGGCUGGAUUAUCGGCAAGACCAAAGUCUUCUUGAAAUAUUACAAUCAGGAAUAUCUAUCGCGUUUAUAUGAAACUCAAGUAAAAAAAAUUAUAAAAGUGCAGUGCAUGAUGCGUGCCUUUCUAGCACGCAAAAACAUUGCUUCGAAGAUCACUCAUAUCAAAAAAGAAAUGAUCAAGAAAGCAUCAAUUAAGAAGAAUAAUUCAAUUACUGAGGAAGAAGCGGCAUUAAUGAUACAAAAAACAUACAGAGGACAUAUGGUAAGAAAGGGAACCGAAUCUUUACACAAGGAAGAGAUGAGCGAAGAAACGAAGAAUUUUAUCAAGUUGUAUUGCAACAAAUGGAGAUUAAAAAGCAUGUUCCAAGUCCUUUUACAGUACCGUGCAGCCCGAUAUCAAGAUUUUGUCCAAUUAUCGCAACAGGUCCAUUUAUACAGUCAAUCAAUAGUAGCAGCUUUGGAGAAAAUAAAUGAAAAUGUGUUUCUUGAGAAAAUCGACCCAAAUGCCAAAAUAAAUACCUACAUAAGUGAAAUAAGACCACCUCAAGUCUACAAGCUACCUUUCAAUAUACAACAAGAGUUUCCGUAUUUCGAUAUGAAUUAUGUAAAUGAUCCUUCAAAUAUAAAAAUUAAACGUGCAGGUAGAUCUAUAUCAUCUACAUUAAGUGACGACGAAUCCUGGGAUGCGCCGUUACGUAGACAAACCGUGCCCUGGGCCAACAAAAAUGUUCACACCAGAGACGUCGAGGUUCAAACAACAAACUCGCCACAUCACGUGUCCCUUCAUCGUUCAACUGUCAAUAAUGAGCAAAGUUUAAUCAACACUCCAUUCACCAGGGAUCCAAGCAUUCCGAUUCAGUGUCCACCGGAGGAGCCAUCCCGCCGUAGCGUUCCUGAUUUUCAAUCAAAUAAACAUGACACCACACAAUUCUCUGGAUUCUGUACUCCUUAUUCUGUAAGCAAUAAUAACAUCAACAAAUCAGUACACUCUAGGAAAAAAGUAUCAUCGCCACCAGCCGCAUCCAAUCAAACGCAAUCCUCGUCAAUGUGCAACUACGAGUUAAAUAUUCAAAACAGAAAUAAUACAGAACGGAAGUUUGAGAACAGAGUUAAUAAUCAUAUUAACAGUGACAAUCGCGUAAACCCUAUCAAAGAAUUGGAAAUGAUCGGACGUAGGAACAAUAACGAUGAAAAUGAUGAUACACCUCCAUUCAAUUUUCAAGCAAUGCUACGAAAAACACCCCAUCAGCGUGCUUCGAUGAAACGUAAUCCUGUAUAUGAAAGUGCUACACCGUCAAAAUCAAUAUCAAAAUUUCAACAUCGCCACUUAGACGAAUUAGACACUGCUGACAAAAGUGGCGAUAGUCGUAAAGAUUCGCCAGAAUGGAGUCCAAACGAGAUGAUCCUCAUGUCGGAGAAGUACGCGAAAGAGAAUGCAUGGGAUGAGGAAAACACGAAAGAUAGUGUUACUACGGAAAUAGCACCAGGCAUUAUUGUCAAAGGCUACGUAGCUGACCUAUAAAGAAUCACAAGCAGAGAUCAAUUGCAUCAAAAUCAAUCAAUUGAAUUUAUGUUUGAUCAAUUUAGCUCUCGCCAUCUAUAUUUAUCAGUAUAUAUAGUUUUAAAAAAAGUCGCUAGUUUAGUGAAUUUAAAAAAUUAAUGUUACCAAUUUCUCAUAAAAUGUCUGAUAAUCCAUACAUGCAUUAAAUUCUUAAUUACUAGAAAAGCAUAAAUUUAUAACGAAUAAAGUAAUUACCAGUAUCGUUUAUGACAAUUUAUUGAUUAAACAAGUAAAAGACUAACUAAAAAGAAAGAUAUGCAUUUUAUUUGCAAUUUAUUAAUUGCAGUACAUUAAAUAUUAUUUCUAUUGAUACAAAUAAUAAACAUUUCAAUACAUCAAUAUCAAUAAACUCAGAAUAAAUAAUUUAAAUUAUAGUGUAUUAUGUAUUUAUAAUAGUACUGGUUACGCGCAUAAAUGUGUUCAUGAAAAGAAAUACAUAUAUAAGUACUUAACAAU